Molecule: messenger RNA, 3663 nt
Organism: Bombyx mori (domestic silkworm)
Lineage: Eukaryota; Metazoa; Arthropoda; Insecta; Lepidoptera; Bombycidae
Gene: twz
Product: BTB/POZ domain-containing protein Tiwaz
Exons: 5
Coding region: 1406-1924 (172 amino acids)
Biological process (GO): protein homooligomerization
Molecular function (GO): protein binding
Source: RefSeq, a predicted model, not a curated record
UAGAGCAACAAAUAAAAUGUUGCCUUACAUGUUAGUGUGCUCAUUAAUCGCUAGAUGGCAGUUUUUUCAGAUAAUCUCAUCUUGGGUUGCUAUUAAAUAAAAUAUUUCGACGUUAUCCAGAUAUAUAAUAAAAAAUAAUUCAGAUUUUAAAUUGAAUUAAAUUUGUACCGUAUUGGAAAGUGUUUGCAUUUGGCUUAUUAUUUAUAGUAGAAGUAUUUAAAAAGAACUUGAACCGUCAAUCACAUUAAUUUAGAUUCAGUGGAAAACUGGUGAACAAUAUUUGCAAAUAACAAACUGAACUAACUAAACUGCUCUGUGUAGUGUAAUGUAGUAGAGUUAGAAUAAAAUGCCAGCGAGAAAUAAUUGAAUCAGAAGAAUUAGGAAUCAUUCUGAAAACUAAAAUUCUUAUUAAAGGCAAAGUGAAGAAAAUCAGAAUAUUUAAAUAAAUCGAAUAUGUGAAUAAUUUAAGUUCAGCGCUAGCAAUGAAUUUUACCAGCGGACUAUUAUGUUGCGAGAUAUCAAGAUUUUUAUUUCUAUUUUUUGUAUAUCUUUACGGCUUCAUUUAACUCACACAUUACUGAUGUUUCAGUUUUCCAUUACUUCAUCAUUAUCUUUAUGGGUUUCACUGGUCCGCUUUUGGUGAUAGUGAUACUAGUUCUAUCAAAUCCAACCAGAUUACCGUACCGUACUCAUCAAACUCAACAAUAAGACACUAAGCUUAUAGCAUUGGCUCACCGAGGUUCUUGCAAGACUUUCUCACUGGGUUCUUUCGCAAAACUUUCCGAGUUUAUCGACCUUAUUAAGAGGAGCUUCGGAGCUCGAUAGAAAGCUACUGCACUUACAGCUUAGCUCUCGAGUCCGCCCAUUCGUGGUAGUGAAGUAAAUGGCAAUUUAACAAUACCAAAAAAAAUUCGGCUCAUCAUCAUUUUUCAAUUAAACACCAUUGUUCAGAUGUCAUGUCAUUGUUGAGAUGUCUAUUUUCCCAACAAAACUACGAUUCGCAUGUGGGCUAGACAGGAAAAAAGUAACAACUGCAUCAUUAUAUUAAUAUCCUAAAAUCAGAAGACAAACUGUAUAAUAUGUACCUUGUUUUCGUAAUAUAUUUAAUUUGUAAAAAUUUCCUUUUCGGAUCCAAUAAUAAUAAAUCAAGCAGGAUAGAUAAGAUAAUCUAAAUUCGUUAAUCAUGUUGCUUUGGUUCCUAUUUCUUGUCUAUACCGUAUUUUCCAUUCUAUCAACUGGCAACACUUGAAACUAGCGACUUGGUAUUCAAUCAGUUCACUCACUCACUCUCAUUUGAACUCGUAUCAAGUUUCUCGGAGGUUCAGUUGCGUGUGGCUGCGUCGCGUUUGCGUAUUAUUUGCCGCCAAUUUAAGCGCAACUCAUCAAAAUUUAUCCUCUAUUCAAGAUGUUGCCAAUUAAACCAGGAAGUCCCCAGCCCGAUGGUAGCUCGAUGGAGAAGAAGCCAAUUCCCGGCAUCCCUAGAGUUGCAGCGACUACGAAGUAUAACGCCCCGGUACAUAUUGAUGUCGGCGGAACUAUCUACACAUCUUCUCUGGAAACCCUAACUGCUUAUCCGGAGUCUCGCCUCGGCAAGAUGUUCAACGGAACCAUUCCCAUCGUACUGGAUACGCUGAAGCAGCAUUAUUUCAUCGACAGGGACGGUGGCAUGUUCCGUCACAUUCUCAACUUUUUGCGUAAUAAAAAACUAUUACUGCCUACCGAUUUCCCCGAUAUGGAACUCUUACUACACGAGGCACACUACUUCGAACUAGAUCACAUGGUGUUCGCUUUGUCGAAACUGAAACAUGGGCGUGAGGGGGUGAAGCAUGAGUGCGAGUGGUUGAGCGACGCCAGCGAUCGCCUCAAGCAGGAGACCGAGCUCCUCAUGCAGGAAAGAGACCGGCUGCAGCAACGAUGGUCAUGAAUAGAGGAACCACAACGUUCGCAAGCGGUUAACGACUUCAAAAGGCGCCGCUUGUAAUUACAUCAGUUUCCGAGGGUAGUAUACGAACAUGUAAAAAUGGCGUAAAAAAAAUCGCCAAUCUCUUUUCCAAAGUAGACUGUAGUAUAGUCAUUAUUUAAGUCACUAGUUAGUUUCUUCAUAUCAUUCCAAAUUGUAUGCUUUUGUUAACAUAGUACUUAUAAUAAAAGAGUUGUUUUAUAAGAUAAAUUGGAUGUUAUUGUAACAGCUCUCGAUAUAUAUCUUACGUUUUCGUGUUGCUAUGAUAUCAGUGAAUCUAACAUAAAAUCUUUAUGAAUAUUUAUUCAGUAUAAAUGUAACUUUAAGGUUAAAUGAAAACUGACAUCUUGCACCAGGACUCUCGCGUGGAGGGAACGGGGCAAUAAACUAAACGGCAAGUACAUCUCACGCCUUCGAUUUGCAGGCGACAUAGACAUAAUCGUUGAAUCGCUAGAGGAUUUAUCACCACGUCCUUACGGAUCGAUCAGAUCCAAUAACCCUUGCAUUAGACACCUCUAGCUCUAACACUAGGAAUAGGGCCUCGGUAACCGUACUCGUCGAACUCGACAAAGAGUUCGACGUGCAACCUAACCUAAACAUCAGCCCGCUGAGUUUCUCACCGGAUCUUCUCAGCGGGUCGCGAUUCCGAUCCGGUAGUAGAUUCAUUCGCGAAGCAGCUACUCUUGAGUUGUUAGGUCUCCUUUGGAAGCGCUCGGGUAGCUAUUAGCAAAUCCCACCCCUUCUGGCUGAGCCCUUGCUCGCCCACCUGUCCUGGUAAAACUAAAAAGGCCUCCAGGGCCACCAGUAAUCUCUCAAACAUAAAAAAAAACAAAAAAAGGAUUUAUAGCAUAAGUUAGACGGCCUGGCUGAAAACGACAAUAAUGAAAACGACAUUAAACCAUAGAAGAAGUUUUAUUUAAAACUUUAUCGAGAGCUGUUCGCCUUUUUUUAUAGCUGACGUAUGUACUCUGUAAAGUUUCAAUUGUUUUUCUAAAAUUUCCUACAUCGUAAAAAAAAAGCGCAUUUAGUACCUAAAUAGCGUUCGUUUGUACGAACUCAACGGAUAUUGUAUUUUUUCUCUCUAUUAAAUUGUAAAUUAGAAAAAAAUUAUGUAUGUAAUUAGAUUUGUUAUACGAAAUGCGUUAUGGUCAUUGAUUUUGGGAUUUUAACGAUGUUGUUAUAAUAGUUUGUUAUGUAAAUUUUUUGUAUGGUGACUUUGUUGUGCUGCUGAAUUGUUUCAAGCCAAAUCAUUUAUUAUUAAAUUUUUUAUAGCACGUUAUCCGUCUGGAGCAUUUGAAUUAAUUUUUUUUGUAUUUAGUUAAAUAAUUUACAAUGAAAUUGUUUGUAAACGGUCUUACAUUGAAUAUUACUUUAUGGCUUUAGCAUGAGGUCUCUAAAGCCGGCGGUACACACGCGGCUAACCUCUAUAGCUCGGUCGCCGGCAGUGUGUUGUCGGCAUUAAAUCGAUGCCAAGACAAAAUAUUGAUAGAUCGACCUCAUCUAAGUAAACAGAUUAGUAACAGAAGACAACGUACAUAACCUAAAAAUGGCCAAAUAAUAAUUUACGAAUGCUAUAACUGACAAUGUAUAAUCAUUUAAUCGUCUUUACAUUAGGCUUAAUACAUUUAAAAUCUAUGAAAAGGAUAUGUAAUUUCAAAUGCGACUAGUGUAAUAAUCAAUGAAUUAUAUAAAUAAAACACUCA